UCAUUGGGUGGCAUGGGCGCCAUCUGAAUGCUCUGCUACUGAUUUACUCUCGGGCAAGCGGUAUACAACCGAUACCUAAAUCAAAUCCUGUGGGCUAAGAGUGCAGCUUAAACAGUCCACCAUUUAAUUUAAAAUAUAUCGAGUUCGUUCUCAUCCAAUGGAUGCAGCGGUGUUGAACCCGCAGCUAAUGACGGAUGUUAACGGCAACAGCAAUGCAGUGAACGCCGAAUUGGAGGUGAAAAAGCUCCAAGAACUGGUUCGGAAAUUAGAACGGCAAAAUGAAGAAUUGAGGACGCGGGCGAACGGCUGCACUGGCAGCCCCCACAUUCUACCUCCAUCACCGGCCUACAUAGCCGGGAGCUACUGCAUACCUAGUCCGUUACCGACACUCCUGUGCCAGUCUUCGUUGGGGUCAUUUUCCUCUUUGGACGAACCGUUCGAAUAUUUCCAUCCGCAUUCUGCUGCUGUUGAUGCUACUCUAGAGGCGGAGGCUAAUUACACGGAACCAACGGUUCUAGACGAGGUCAACAUUCUGGACGUAGAUUCUCUAUUUAAAGAGGGAUCUGAAGAUACUUGGCUCUACGUGUCAGCCAAGGCCCGGCUCAGGGGAGAGAGCCCUGUUACACCCCUCCAGUGGGCUCGACAUGUCCUGGACAGCCCCAGAGCAGAGUUGGAGGCUGCCAGACGCUCACUGUGCCUCAGACUGGACCAAGUCCACAGGUGGCCCGGGGUGUUGUCCAGACCCUCAUCCCCUGCCCUCACCCUGAGACGUGUAGCUGGAGUGUCCCCCCUCAGUACCUCGUCCCCCAGGUCCUGCUCCAACCCUCAGCUGGCUGACCAACCUGCAUCAUCCUCCUCACCCCUCCACCUGUCCCUGACUCCUGUUGAGAAGGUCGAGAGAAUUCCCACAUUCCUCCCGGCCAAUCACUCAGCCAAUCGCAACCGCAGCCUCCGACGCUCUCUUCUCAGCCCCCAGUCUUCUGUGGACAGUGAGCUCACUGCCUCAGAGCUGGAGGAUGACUCCAUUACCCAGGGAUACAAGCUGCAGGACCUUGUUGAUGUCCAAGUCAUGGCUCGUCUGCAGGAAGAGAGCCUCCGUCAGGACUAUGCCGCCACCCCCACCUCUGUCAACCGACGCAGCGCCAGCUUCUCCUUCCUCUCCCUCCAGCGCGGCGGCGAGGCCGACCUUGAGGAAGAAGAGGAGGAGGAGGAGUAUGGGCAGCUGCCUCCUCCCCAACCUCGUCUGACUCGCGUGGGAGCUACCCUGCAGCGAGGCCUCUCUCAUUCCCACACCUUCUCUAGCAUGCGGGACUGGAGGAGGAGCACCGUGAGCCUGGCUAGCCCUUCUAGCCCUCAGUACCUCUCUGGAGGGUUGUCUUACCAGCCCCCGGCACCACCCCUGGCCCAGGCCAGCCCCACCCUCAGCACCUACACGCCCGACCAGCAGGCCUUCAGGCCUGGAUCAGAUGAAUAUGACAAUAAGUUGCGGAGGAGCAUGCCCAACUUAUUCAGGGCUCCCAGCAUGCCUAGCGUGCCCAGUCCACUGAGCCCUGCUAGUCAAAUCAGUUCCACAUCCACUCUUCGGAACAGUCUGAGCUUUGACUCCUCCAAUGGGCUGGCCAGCAGGCUACAGUCCUCAAUCCCCUCCCCAGGCCAGCUACAGAACCGAGUCCAGAGUGUGGGGAACUUCCAGUCUUUGUCAAGGCAACCCCUCAAAGCCACAGCCUACGUCAGUCCUACUAUGAAAGGACCGGUUACCAUGCCGACCUCUAACAGUCUGCAGUCCCUAAACGGUGUCAGUGGAAUCCCCCACCCCAGUAAAUCUGCCGGGGGAGUCGGGGGCACCCCCACCCCCCCUCGGAGCAGCUUGCCUCGCCCCGCCUCCUUCAUCGGAACCAGUUCCACCCCGCGCAGCAAGAUAGCCCAGCCCACCCGCAGUUUGUUGACCCCUCCAAAGAGCUUGUCCACCCUGAGUGCCCUACGAGAUGGGAGCUGGAAAGAUGGCUGCUAUUAAGAGGUGGAUGAUGGAUGGAUGAAAGGGGAGGAUGAUGGCUAGGAGAUUCUGUUAGUGGAGAGACCCUGCUGGUUGGGGUUACUCGCUGCCACACAGUCUUCUUGGGGGAACUGGGAGGGUAUGUCCACAAACUAUAGGAAAUGACCUCAAGUGUAGAUUACCCUCAUGAUUGGGUAUGUGAGGUGUGCUCAGCGCGCAAAGUAAACAUGCAUUCCCCAUCUGUCCAAUCUAGUCUGUGCCAAGGGGACUUCCCCAUUGCUAUUAUUAUGCACUAACAAGGUUUAACCACAGGCUCUAUAGUUACUUAAUGUACUAAGGAGAGCGUUGCCACUUUAUGCUAACUGAGACAGACUUUUUAACUUUGGAACUCUGAUAAAUAAGAAGGGGUGUUUUAUUACCAGAGCUCACCAAAGAUGCUGCUAAAAUGCUCAAAAUCACUCUCUGUUUUGGCAGAGUAUUUGGUCUAAUUUUGAAUGUUAUGGUAUAUUCAAAUAUUUAUAUGUAGUCUUUAUCUUCUGGUUAGUGUACAGACUAAAGGUUACUUUGCGUGCAUUUUUGGGAUGCUCAUCGUAUUGAUGCAAUAUUCUUGAAUUUUUAAUGUGAAGCAUAUUAACCAAAUUAAAGCGUAUGUCUGCAUCGGUUUACAAAAUGUCUCACUGGGACAAAAAUUACUUCAAGUUGUUUUGGAUGAUUUUUAAACUUCAGAUUCACUGAUAUAAGAAAUAUUUGUAAUUGUUGCAAUGAUUGUAAAGUAUCUAAGUUGAAAUUUAAAAUGUUUCUGUUCUUUUUGUGAAAUUGCACUUUCAUGGUUUAAUAAUGAAUGGUUUUAAUAAUUGUUAUAUGAAGAGCACAUGGGUUGAAGGAUCACUUUUUGAACAUCACUUAUGUAGCACUCUUGUUCUGUUACACUGUUCGUCUGUUUGAAACUUCUUCCUUUCUUCAUUAAUUAUCACUAAAACAUUUUCUUACUGUAUUUCAUUGAAUUAGUGUAUUUGUUUUAAAUUAAAUAAAAGAUUUUAAAUGAU
Messenger RNA from Esox lucius (northern pike), 3039 nucleotides. RefSeq names its product SLAIN motif-containing protein 1. The transcript is spliced from 10 exons. The coding region runs from base 158 to 2014 and encodes 618 amino acids. Gene Ontology annotation, biological process: microtubule nucleation; cytoplasmic microtubule organization; positive regulation of microtubule polymerization. The record is from RefSeq and is a predicted model, not a curated record. Gene Ontology annotation, cellular component: microtubule plus-end. NCBI's taxonomy places the organism in Eukaryota, Metazoa, Chordata, Actinopteri, Esociformes, Esocidae.